Trematomus bernacchii (emerald rockcod) is the source of this 1218-nucleotide messenger RNA. RefSeq lists its product as uncharacterized. Gene Ontology annotation, biological process: vesicle fusion; vesicle-mediated transport; SNARE complex assembly. Gene Ontology annotation, molecular function: syntaxin binding; SNAP receptor activity. The transcript has 3 exons. The coding region runs from base 365 to 676 and encodes 103 amino acids. The record is from RefSeq and is a predicted model, not a curated record. Gene Ontology annotation, cellular component: SNARE complex; plasma membrane. NCBI's taxonomy places the organism in Eukaryota, Metazoa, Chordata, Actinopteri, Perciformes, Nototheniidae.
AUAUGUUUAGAAAAAUGUGUGGUUUAACGGUCUGAAAUAGUCAAAAGUUGUUCCUUGAGUAGCAGAGUUCAUGAGAAGCGGGAAAUGAAAGUGCUGCAUGUUCAGGAUGUGAUCAUGAGUUGUGCGUGGCGACUGGCUCCUGUGGAACCAAUGACUCUGAUUGAGGCGACAGGUAGUUAAUGAGUGACAGGGGAGAGGUGCAACCUUCAGCAGACAUUUGUUCAGCUCUGACUGUGUGACUCAUUCUGUCACAAGAGGAACAUAUCUGAGUUUGUUUAUUAUACUGCCAGGACUGGAUAACAGGACUUUGUGGAGGCUUUACUUUUUGUGUAGUUGUUAGUUGGGACUGAAACAGAGGGCUGCUAUGGCUGACACACGUUCUCAGCCCCCGGCCUCUGGCUCGGCUGCUAAGAUGGACCAGGUUCAGAGUCAGGUGAACGAGGUUAAAGUUAUUCUGACAGAUAACAUCAGCAAAGUGCUGGAGAGAGGGGACAGAUUAGAUGAUCUGAUCGGCAAGACUGAUGACCUGCAGGCGUCUGCUGACUCGUUCCAAAGAACAUCCACACGGGUUGCCCGGAAAUACUGGUGGAAAAACAUUAAAAUGAUGGUUAUAAUCGGGGUGAUUGUGCUGAUCAUCGUUGUCCUCAUCAUCCUCUUUGCCACAAAAACUAUAUAAAUCACCAAAUAUUCUCCUUCACCAGCUCAGGACUGAAAGCAAUGAAAAUUGAGGAUGAAGCUCACCUCUUUUGAGCAUUUCAGCAUUUAAAUGCACUCUUGAAAGUCUAUUUUUAUUUCAGCAGAUAUUUCAAGAAAUAUUUAUGUACAUUUUAAGAGUACAGUGCUUUUUGAUUAAGACUAAGUUUAAAUUCAGAAUGCACAGCUUAAAUUGCUAGAAACUUGACUGAAAUACUUCCUUGAACACUCCAACAUUCAUUAAAAUGUGACGUAAUGUUAAUAUUUCACAAAGGAUCACAAAUCCAAAUUAGUGUUAUUAUUUUUAUUUUUAUCGCAUAACUUUAUGUCCAAUUACCUGUAUAUAUAAUGUGUGUUUAUGACUGUCAAACUCUAUAAUAACAUAUGUAUUAUAUGACUGAUGAUUAUGAUGAAGAGGAUACAUUUUAACAUUUGCUACCACAAUACUGUAUAUAAAUAAUGUGUUCUGCUCCAAACAAUCAAGCAUUUUGAUUAUGUAAUAAAUGACUGAGGCAAAUUCACAAA